GUUAAAUCCGGGAUACCGGGUCCUUGGACCUCCAACCAUGUCAGGUACUGCAACUUGGAGCCACAUUAGCGAUUUAGCCAUCUAAUUUACCGGCCGGGUGGUAUCGAUGCGCCCGAAUCAACUAAAAGACCGCCUGUGUAAACAACGAUCAGCCGUCUUGGCAGAGUGGUGGUGAUGCACGCCUGCAUGUUCGAACAAAAGGCCACGGCGAAGCAGGAGGGGAUAUAUAUACUCACCGAGGGGCCUCGUUCCCGAGAUCCAGGUGCGUUACAGUCUACCGCUCCCACACCCGCGGACUGUUAUCUCUUCUUCUGUUCCACCUCACCAUGAAACUCCUGUCCGGCUUGACUCUGGCCCUGGCCGGGUCAGCAGCGGCGGCGAACUCGACUUACUACAACCCAAUCCUCCCCGGCUGGCACUCGGAUCCGUCUUGCAUCCACGUUGACGGCACCUUCUACUGCGUCACAUCCACCUUCAUCUCGUUCCCCGGCCUCCCGAUCUACGCGUCCAAGGAUCUGAUCAACUGGAAGCACGUCAGCCAUGUCUGGAACCGCGAGUCGCAGCUCCCCGGCUACAGCUGGGCCACCUUCGGGCAGCAAGACGGCAUGUACGCGGCCACCAUCCGCGUGCGCGACGGCGUCUUCUACGUCAUCUGCGAGUACCUCGACGUCGAAGGCAAGGACUCGGGCGUGCUGUUCCGAACCACCGACCCCUUCGACGACGCCUCCUGGAGCGACGCCGUAACAUUCCUAGCACCCAAGAUCGACCCGGACCUCUUCUGGGACGACGACGGCAAGGUCUACGUCGCCACCCAGGGCUGCCAGCUCCAAGAAAUGAACAUCGACACGGGCGAGAUGGGGCCCAUGAUCCCACUGUGGAACGGCACGGGCGGCGUGUGGCCCGAGGGCCCGCACAUCUACAAGCGCCCCGGCGACGGCCACUACUACCUGAUGAUCGCCGAGGGCGGCACGGCCGAGGACCACGCCAUCACCAUCGCGCGCUCCGAGUCCCUCACGGGGCCCUACGACCCUUCCCCCAACAACCCGAUCCUCACCAACCGCGGCACGGACGAGUACUUCCAGACGGUCGGCCACGGCGACCUCUUCCAGGACCCCGACGGCAACUGGUGGGGCACCGCGCUGGCUACCCGCUCCGGGCCGGCUUACGAGUCCUACCCGAUGGGCCGCGAGACCGUCCUCUUCCCGGUGACUUGGCGCGAGGGCGACUGGCCCAUCCUGCAGCCCGUGCGCGGCAAGAUGUCCGGCUGGCAGCUGCCGCCCGCGUCGCGGGAUGUGCCGGGGGUGGGACCCUUCAACUCGGAUCCGGAUGUUUAUGACUUUGAGGCGGAGACGGAGGCUGCUCUGCCGCGGAACUUGGUCUACUGGCGCGUGCCGCGCGAUGGGGCGUUCUCCGUUGCUAAGGGGGGUGAGGGCUUGCAGGUUGUUCUGGGCCGGAAUAGUCUUGCCGGUUUGCCGGGCGGUCCGGAGCCGGAGGCUAAGGCCAUCUCGUUUAUUGGGCGCCGCCAGACGGAUAGCUUGUUCACGUAUACUGUGGAUUUGGACUUUGAGCCGCUGGAGGACGGCCAGGAGGCGGGUGUGACGGCCUUUUUGACGCAGGAGGCGAACCUGCAGCUGGGGUUGGUGCUGGUGGAUGGACAGCUGAGCUUCCGCUUCAAUGUGUCUGGUGAGGUGACGGAGAGUGUGGUGCCGGAGGGAUGGGCUGGGGAGACAGUCCGUCUGGAGAUCAAGAUGGCCGAGCUGACCGAAUAUACCUUCUCGGCUGCCCUGGCGUCUAACCCCAAGGACAGCGUUGAGCUGGGGACCGCAUCGGCGAAGUUGUUGAGCGGCGGCUCGGGGUCGUUUGUUGGCACUUUGAUCGGUGUGUAUGCUACCUGCAAUGGUGCGGGUGAGGGAAUUGACUGCCCUGCCGACACGCCCAGUGCGUACUUCAAGAGGUGGAGGUACACGGGAGAUGGGCAGUACAUCACCGAGACGGAGAUGGCUCCCCGCGAAGUCAAGGGCAAGGGCAAGGGUAAGGGCAAGGAGGGCAAGGGAAAGAGGUCCAAAAGGAAUUAACCCAGUGCAGGGAGUGUAAUUAGUAUUAACAAACCGAUAGGCGGCUUGUACAGAUUACUGAUAGUAUUAAUCUCACGCCGGCUUGAUCGUGA
Chaetomium fimeti is the source of this 2167-nucleotide messenger RNA. Its product is annotated as glycosyl hydrolase. NCBI's taxonomy places the organism in Eukaryota, Fungi, Ascomycota, Sordariomycetes, Sordariales, Chaetomiaceae. Gene Ontology annotation, molecular function: hydrolase activity, hydrolyzing O-glycosyl compounds. The record is from RefSeq and is a predicted model, not a curated record. The coding region runs from base 327 to 2075 and encodes 582 amino acids. Gene Ontology annotation, biological process: carbohydrate metabolic process. The transcript has a single exon.